GCUCUGUUUGACGCGCGCGCAUCUGUGGCGUCGGCCGCAGGUGCCGCCAAGGCAUUUCCGGGCGCCAUUCAAGGUGAUCCACGGUCUCUGAGAACCCCAUCGUGAAACCCCUCUCCUCGAAGUAAGGGAACUUCCCCCCAGCUCGCAGCCUAGGUGUCCGGUACUGGGGUUAGGGUGCCUAGGUGGCGGCCUAGCAGUCGCUGAAGGAAGCAGAGAUAUUCGGACGACUAGAUCCCGGCGAUGCCCAACUGGCCUUAGACCCCACGCCUCGCCCUGUUGCUCGAACCAGGUCUUCCCUCAGGAUGCAGAAGAUCUCAGUGCCACCACCAGGAUGCAGAAGAUCUUCAGUGCUGCUCUUCCUGGUCUGGGUCAGCUUCCUCUUCUACGCUGGCAUUGCCCUCUUCACUAGUGGUUUUCUGCUCACCCGUUUGGAGCUCACCAACCAUAGCAGCUGCCAAGAGCCCCCAGGCCCCGGGCCCCUUCCAUGGAGGAGACAAGGGGAGCCUGGGGCCUGCUGGAUGGCUUCCAGAUUCUCCCGGGUUGUGUUGGUGCUGAUAGAUGCUCUGCGAUUUGACUUCGCCCAGCCACAGCACUCACACUUUCCUGGGAAGCCUUCUGUCUCUCUGCCCUUCCUGGGAAAAUUGGACUCCUUGCAGAGGAUCCUGGAGAUUCAACCCCACCAUGCCAGGCUCUACCAAUCUAAGGCUGAUCCUCCCACCACCACCAUGCAGCGCCUUAAGGCCCUCACCACUGGCUCACUGCCUACCUUUAUUGAUGCUGGCAGUAACUUUGCCAGCUAUGCCAUAGUGGAAGACAAUCUCAUUAAGCAGCUCGCCAGUGCAGGAAGGCGUGUGGUCUUCAUGGGAGAUGACACCUGGAAAGACCUUUUUCCUGGAGCUUUCUCCCAAGCGUUCUUCUUCCCCUCCUUCAAUGUCAGAGACCUGCACACAGUGGACAAUGGCAUCCUGGAACACCUCUACCCAACCAUGGACAGUGGUGAAUGGGACGCACUGAUUGCUCACUUCCUGGGUGUGGAUCACUGUGGCCACAAGCAUGGCCCUCACCACCCUGAAAUGGCCAAGAAACUUAGCCAAAUGGACCAGGUGAUCCAAGGAGUUGUGGAGCGUCUGGAGAAUGACACACUCCUGGUGGUGAUUGGGGACCAUGGAAUGACCAAGAGCGGAGACCACGGAGGGGACAGCGAGCUGGAGAUCUCAACUGCACUUUUUCUGUACAGUCCCACAGCACUCUUCCACAGGGCCCCACCAGAGGAGCCAGAGGUAGUUCCUCAAAUCAACCUUGUGCCUACGCUGGCCCUGCUGCUGGGCCUGCCCAUCCCAUUUGGGAACAUCGGGGAGGUGAUGACUGAGCUGUUCUCAGAGGUUGAAGACUUCCAACCUCACUCGUCUGCUCUCAACCAAGCUUCAGCGCUCCAUCUCAAUGCCCAGCAGGUGUCCCGAUUUCUUCACACCUACUCAGCUGCUGCUCAGGACCUCCAGGUUGAGGAGCUUCAUCGGCUCCAUAACCUCUUCUCCAAGGCCUCUGCUGACUACCAGCGGCUUCUGCAGAGCCCCCAGAGGGCCGAGGCAGCACUACAGACUGUGAUUGCUGAGCUGCAGCAGUUCCUGCGGGGAGUUCGGGCCAUGUGCAUUGACUCUUGGGCUCGUUUCUCUCUGGUCCGCAUGGCAGGGGGUGCUGCUCUCUUGGCUGCUGGCUGCUUUCUCUGCCUGCUGAUAUCCCAGUGGGCAACAUCCCCAGACUUCUACCCUUGCCCUCUCCUCCUAGUACCCAUGGCCUGGGGUCUGGCUGGGGUUGUAGUGUUUGUAGGCCUCCUGGCAACUACUGAACUGAAGCUGGAUCCAGUGGUUCUAGGCAUUGUGGCUAUAAUGGGCUCACUCCUACAUUUUCUUUGGAAAGUGUGGGCUGACUGGGGGUCCAAGAGGCCCCUGGCAGCCCUGCUUCCCACUCCUGGGCCUGUUCUAUUCCUCUUGUUCAUUCGCUUUGCUGCUUUCUUCUCUGAUAGCUUUGUUGUAGCUGAGGCUAGGGCCACCCGCUUCCUUUUGUGCUCACUCAUCCUAUUCCUGCUUGCCCAGCUUCACUGGGAAGGCAAGCUGCUGCCUCCUAAGCUGCUCACAGUACCCCGCCUUGGCUUUUCAUCGCCAGUGGGGCCCCUACAGCACAAUGGAAUGCAUGCCCUGGGGCUUGGAGUUGGAUUGCUUUUAUGUAUAAGACUAGCUGGUCUUUUUCAUCGCUGCCCUGAAGAGACACCUGCUUGCCACUCCUCUCCCUGGCUGAGUCCCCUGGCAUCCAUGGUGGGGGGUCGAGCCAAGAAUUUGUGGUACGGAGCUUGUGUGGGGGCUCUGGUGGCCCUGUCAGCUGCUGUACGCAUGUGGCUUCACCGCUAUGGUAAUCUCAAGAGCCCUGAGCCCCCUGUGCUCUUUGUGCGGUGGGGGCUGCCCCUUAUGGUACUGGGCACUGCUGCCUACUGGGCAUUGGCAUCGGGGGCAGAUGAAGCACCGCCGCGUCUCCGGGCCCUCGUCGCUGGUGCAUCAGUUGUGCUGCCCAGGGCUGUGGCAGCAUUGGCUGCUUCAGGGCUCUUGCUGUUGCUCUGGAGGCCUGUGACAGUGCUGGCAGAGGCUACGAUGGGUGUUCCAAGGACCAGGACUGUCCUCACUCCUUUCUCAGGUCUCCCAACUUCUCAGGCUGACCUGGAUUAUGUGGUUCUUCAAAUCUACCGACAAAUGCAGGAGGAGUUUCGGGGCCGGCUGGAAGGAACCAAAUGUCAGGGUCCCCUGACCUUGGCUGCCUAUCGGUUGGGGAAUGUCUACUCAGCUGCUAUGGUCACAGCCCUCACCCUCUUGGCCUUCCCACUUCUGCUAUUGCACGCAGAGCGCAUUAGCCUUGUGUUCCUGCUUCUGUUUCUGCAGAGCUUCCUCCUCCUGCAUCUGCUUGCUGCUGGGAUACCCAUCAGCACCUCUGGUCCUUUUACUGUGUCGUGGCAGGCAGUCUCUGCUUGGGCUCUCAUGGCCACACAGACCUUCUACUCCACGGGGCACCAGCCUGUCUUUCCAACUAUCCAUUGGCAUGCAGCCUUUGUGGGAUUCCCAGAAGGUCAUGGCUCCUGCACCUGGCUGCCAGCUUUGUUGGUGGGAGCCAACACCUUUGCCUCCCACCUCCUCUUUGCAGUAGGUUGCCCAUUGCUCCUAUUCUGGCCCUUCCUAUGUGAGAGUCAAGGGUCCCAGAAGAGGCGGCAGCCCCCAGGGAAUGAAGCUGAGGCCAGAGUCGGGCCUGAGGAAGAGGAGGAACCACUGAUGGAGAUGCGGCUCUGGAACAAACCUCACCACUUCAACGUAGCACUGCUGCAGCUGGGCCUCCAGUACCUCUUUGUCCUUGGUAUUCAGAUUCUGGCCUGUGCCUUGGCAGCCUCCAUCCUCCGCAGGCAUCUCAUGGUGUGGAAGGUGUUUGCCCCCAAGUUCAUUUUUGAGGCAGUGGGCUUCAUUGUGAGCAGUGUGGGACUUUUCCUGGGCCUAUUUUUGGUGAUGCGAGUGGAUUGUGCUGUGAGCUCCUGGUACCGGCAGCUAGUUCUGGCCCAGCAUAGGUAGCCUUGGCUGUGAGGGCCACGGAGAGAACUGGAGAACAAUCUAGUCUGGCCUAUACGGGUGCUGGGUCAUCUGCAAGAGAGGCUCAGCCAUACUUAUUAUCACCAUGCAGCCAGGAGCUACUAGCAUCUGGGACUUUAUUAUUUUAUAAUUAAAAAUCAUAAUGGGGCCUGAUCCUUAACUCCUGCUUUGGAUGUAUCUCAAGGACUGGGGGUAGUCUCCAACGUGGAAUAAAAUAAUAAUGUAAAUAUGUGUAUUUGAGAUGUGGGGAAGCACCUGCUAUCUUAGAGGGGCAGUUGGGAGCGUCAGUCUCCCUGUCCACCAGACACAGGUGGAAUCAUCUGCAGAACCGCUUUACCUUUGGGGAAUGGUUGGAGUUGUGUGAGUUCAUUUACUCCAGCUCUUCCCAAAUCACUCCCUCUAUCUCACCUGCCAUUUUCCUUUGCCAUGCAGUAUAUUUUAUUAUACAUUUAUCUUUGACUGUUAAAAGAGAUGGCUGGAAAGACAAGCCCAGGCAUCUUGGAGCAUACAGAUUUUCACUGUCUAAAGCCCCAGUAGUGCUGUCUCCUCUACUGUGCCCUUUCAUUCACCUCUGUGGAGGCCUCCCUAGUUUCCCAACCUGUGUUGCCUAUUUUCAGACCUGCUUGCCCAGCUUAAACAUUCCUUCUCCCCUUGACUAUUCCUGGCUUGAAGCCAAAACUGUAUGAAUGUAAUGCUCCUCAUGCAUGCCUGCCAUGUCCUCCAUCCACCUCACUAUUCCUAUGGCAUUUGGAAGUCCCUGUGCAAAAGGAGUAAGGAAGAGGCUCUGAGGUUAGGACUGGGGUUUGAGAUUUGAGAGUACUCAGGACAGGAGGAGAUGAGACCACUGAAAGAGAAGAAUGGAUGUUAAAAUUGUGGGGUAGCACCUACCUUUACUUGGCAGGGUAAGAAGCGAAGCUGAGUAACAGUGAUUGUGCAGUAAAGGCAUUCACUGCUGUGGUAGCUGAAGGAAGAGGUCUAGUUAUUAAUGGCCAACAGUCUCUAGUACUGUAGAGGUCAAGUUGGAAGAUGAUGAAAAGUAUGUACUGUUUCAGGCAAUUAGAGGAUAGGGCAUUGGACGCUGGCAGGGUUAGUUUUAAUAAUGCAAAGGGAGAGAAGUUAGGCCUCACCUAGCCUGUAGGAUAAAUUAGAAAGGAAAAAGUCCCACCCCCCUCCCUCAAUCUGGUGAGCACAACUCCCAGGCGUCAUUUAGUGAGCAGGAAGUACCUUAGAAAAGAAAUAAAAAGAUUUGUUCUCCAUCCCUAGAUCCAUAGUAAGGAUUUCAGACCCCACUUCCUUGCCCUGUCUUCAGGUUAGCUCAUUGCCCAUACCCCGGCUGCUUUUUCUUUACAGAGAGCCCCCUUCCCUGGAGCCUAAAGAUAAUCUUUUAAAGAAAUAUAUUAGCACAUUGAUUUACAUUAUUAAAAAUUCUUAUCUCUGCCCUGGUUGGUGUGACUCAGUGGAUUGAGUGCUGGCCUGUGAACCAAAGGGUUGUAGGUUUAAAUCCCAGUUAGGAUACAUAACCUGGGUUUCGGGCCAGGUCCCCAGUUGGGGCCAGGUGAGAGGCAACCACACAUUGAUGUUUUUUUCCCUCCCUCCUUGUCUCUAAAAAAUAAAUAAAUAAAAUCUUUAAAAAAAUAAUUCUUAUCUCUGCCUUUUACUCAACAUCAAACAUCCCAUUGCAUACUAACUCAUUGUUUCUUUGUUUUCUUAAGAUUUUAUUUAUUUUUAGGGAGGGAGAAAAGGAGAGAAACAUUGAUGUGCAAGGGAAAUGUCUAUCAAUUACCUGUUUCUUGCCCCCAGCUGGGGACCUGGCCCACAACCCAGGCAUGUGUCCUGACCCGGAAUCAAACCAGCAACCUUUCAGUGUGCAGGAUGACACUCAACCCACUGAGCCACAUCUGUCAGGGCCUCAUUGUUCCUUUUUCUAAAAAAAAAAAAAAAACUUUAUUGAGGUACAAUUUACCAUAAAAUUUACCCAUUUAAACUGCAUAGUUUAAUGAUUUUUUAGUGUAUUCAUGGUUUUACAGCCAUCACCACAGUCAAUCUUAGAACAUUUCAUCAACCUGCAAAGAAACUAGAUACUCUUUCCUAUCACUCCCAUCCCUCCCCAUCUCACUGCUAGCCUUAGGCAACCACUGUUGGCACUUCAUAGAAAGGGGGAUCGUACAAUGUAUGGCCUUUUGUGACUGGCUUUUUUGCACCCAGCUUAAUGUUUUCAAGGUUCAUCCAUAGAGUAGCAUGUAUAAGUGCUUCAUUCUUUUUAAAAGUUGAGGUAAAAUUCACAUAACACAACAUUAACCAUUUAAGAGUGUACAAUUCACUGGCCCUUAGUACAAUUUACAUGGGCUGCCAUCACUGCUAUUCCAUUUCCAGCACUCCCCAAAGAAAUCACCCAUUAGCACUUCCAAUCUCCUUUGCCCUCGGCUUCUGACAACUAUUAAUAUGUUUUCUGUCUCUGUGGAUCGGCCUAUUCUGGAUAUUUCAUAUAAAUGGAAUCAUAAUAUGUGGCCUUUUCUGUCAGGCUUCUUGCCUAAUGUUUUCAAGGUUCAUCCAUGCAGCAUGGAAUUGAACUGAUGUCUCAGUGUGCGGGAUGGCGCCCAACCCCAACCAGUCAGGGCAGUACUUUGUGGAGUUUUUUUUAUGGCCAAAUAAUACUCCAUUGUAUGGAUAUGUUGCAUUUUAUGUAGUCACUCACCAAUUGAUGGACAUUUGGGUUUGCACCUUGUGGUCAUUAAUAAUGCCGCUAUGAACAUCCACACACAAGUUUUUGUUUGGACAUAUGUUUUCAUUUUGGGGGGUAUAUACCUAGCGGUGUAUUGUGAAAUUGCUAGGUCACAUGGUAAUUCUGCUAAACUUGUUGAGGAGUUAUAAAAACUUUAAAAGCUACCUCUGUUUUCCAAACCUACCGCACAAUUUUAUAUUCCCACCAGCAGUGUAUGGGAGUAGCAAUUUCUGCAUAUCCAUGCCAAUACUUGUUAUUCAUCUUGUUUCUACCCAUCCUGGUGGGUGUGAAGUGGUAUCUCAUUUUAGUUUUAGUUUACAGAUCCUUGAUGACUAAUGCUGUUGGAUAUCUUUCUUGUGCAUAUUGGAAAACUGUCCAUUUUGGUUCUUUUGUCUUUUAAUUGGGUUGUCUCUUUAUUAUUGAGUUAUAAGCAUUGUUUUAUAUUCUAGAUAUAAGCCCCUUAACACAUUUAUGAUUUG
Molecule: messenger RNA, 6821 nt
Organism: Artibeus jamaicensis (Jamaican fruit-eating bat)
Lineage: Eukaryota; Metazoa; Chordata; Mammalia; Chiroptera; Phyllostomidae
Gene: PIGO
Product: phosphatidylinositol glycan anchor biosynthesis class O
Exons: 11
Coding region: 303-3602 (1099 amino acids)
Biological process (GO): GPI anchor biosynthetic process
Cellular component (GO): endoplasmic reticulum membrane
Molecular function (GO): mannose-ethanolamine phosphotransferase activity
Source: RefSeq, a predicted model, not a curated record